Molecule: messenger RNA, 1251 nt
Organism: Aspergillus clavatus NRRL 1
Lineage: Eukaryota; Fungi; Ascomycota; Eurotiomycetes; Eurotiales; Aspergillaceae
Product: glycosylphosphatidylinositol-alpha 1,4 mannosyltransferase I
Exons: 2
Coding region: 1-1251 (416 amino acids)
Biological process (GO): GPI anchor biosynthetic process
Cellular component (GO): glycosylphosphatidylinositol-mannosyltransferase I complex; membrane
Molecular function (GO): alpha-1,4-mannosyltransferase activity; GPI mannosyltransferase activity
Source: RefSeq, a predicted model, not a curated record
AUGGCAAAGACAUCUUUCUUCGACUCUCCAGCCAAGGUGUACGGCGCCUCGAUUGCCCUGCGCGCCGUGCUGCUGGUCUACGGCGCCUGGCAAGACGCCCACUCCGCCGUCAAAUACACCGACAUCGACUACCUGGUCUUCACGGACGCGGCGCGGUUCGUCGCCCGCGGCGCCUCGCCCUACGCCCGCGACACGUACCGCUACACGCCGCUGCUCGCCUGGCUGCUGCUGCCGACAACAUGGUCCAUUUCGGGCCUCUUCUCGUUCGGCAAGGCGCUGUUCGCCCUCGCGGACGUCCUCGCCGGCUGGCUGAUCGCGCAGUCGCUCGUCGCCGCGUACGGCUUGCCCCCCGCGCGCGCCCGCAAGUACGCCGCCGUCUGGCUGCUCAAUCCCAUGGUCGCGAAUAUCAGCACCCGCGGCAGCUCCGAAGGCCUGCUGGGCGUGCUGGUCGUCGCGCUGCUGUGGGCCAGUCUCAGCAAGCGCGUCACCCUCGCCGGCGUCCUGCUCGGCCUCGCGGUGCACUUUAAGAUCUACCCGUUUAUCUACGGGGCGUCGAUCGUCUGGUGGAUGGACUGGGACUCGGAGUCAACCUCGAGCUCAAGCUCGCGGCCGAAACAGCCAACCCUUACCCCGGGCGCCCUCGUCGCCCACGCCCGCGCCUUCCUCACCCCAGCCCGCCUGCACCUCACCCUCGUCGCCCUCGCCACCUUCUCCGCCCUCAACACCUCCAUGUACAUCCUCUACGGCCCCGCCUUCGCCCACCACACCUACCUGCACCACCUCACCCGCAUCGACCACCGCCACAACUUCUCCCCCUACAGCACUCUGCUGUACCUCUCCGCCGCCGGCGCCGCCCCCGCCCGCUUCGAGACCCUCGCCUUCCUCCCGCAGCUGCUGCUCUCGGUCGUGCUGAUCCCCAUAGCCCUCGCCAAGAAGUCCCUCCCCGGCGCCAUGCUCGCGCAGACCUUCGCCUUCGUCACCUUCAACAAGGUCUGCACCAGCCAGUAUUUUCUCUGGUAUCUGGUCUUUCUGCCGUUUUAUCUGCCCAAGUCGUCGGUUAGGGGGUGGAAGGGGGUGGUGGCUGGCUUGGCUUGGGUUGGUGGGCAGGCGCUCUGGCUGCAGCAGGGCUACGGGCUUGAGUUUCUCGGCGAGUCCACCUUCGUGCCGGGCCUGUUUCUGGCGAGUCUGGGGUUCUUUGUGGUGAAUGUGUGGAUCCUGGGGAUUAUUGUGACGGAUGUGGGGAAGCUGUAG